CAGAAAUUAAUCUACCAUAAUUUGUAUUUACCCAAGAAACUAUAGGCUUGUUUAAAGUUACUGCGAUAUUAGCUGUAUAUUUAAAUACAAAACGUUCGAAUGCAAUAUUUAUUUCGUUAUGUCCAAUGCAACAUUAGAUCCUGAUCAACAUCAUAAAACUCAAACUGGUCGAAGCAGAAUGCAGAAUGGUUUAGAAAGUAAAGGUCAGACUGGAAGGAAUGAUGAGUUUGAUUCAAGUUAUAUGCAUCAAGCUAAUGUGAAUCCGGCUUAUGGCAUGGCACCAACCAGCGACUCCUACAUGCCAAGUUAUUAUGGCCAGAUGCCGUUUCCUUACAUGGGAAGUUCAGAGUGGUCAACAGGGAGUACAGAUAACAUGCCGUAUUUAUCUGGAUUUGGUGGGGAAGCUCAACAACACAGCUUUCUACCUGAUGCCAUGUUCAGUCACCCUCCAGCUGCACUUGGAAAUACACCAGCGUAUUACAACCAACCGUAUAAUUUUUUUCAACAUGGAACUGACUUUAGUCCGUGGGCAUCACAUAGCUCGGCACAUGGGACUGGAAUGCCAGAAACUCCUGGUGGAACUGGCUUCGGCCAGCAAACUGCUGCACCAACUUAUAAUGGUGAUUAUUAUCCAUCAAUUAUGCCGGCAACUCCGCAUGAUUAUUUAGGUACUGGUGAAGCUAUAGUUUCCAAUGGUAGUGUCUUGGGUCAUGGUGCCCCAGGUGCUGCGAUACCAGGUGUUGGUGGAAGUACUGUCAUGUCAAGUGGUGACCCUAUUGGUAAACUACCCGUUGGUUCUUCAUCAAAUAGCAUGAAGAUGGUUGAACAGGGUAUACAGAAUAUGGGACUUGGUAUGUCUUCAAUGUCUGGCGAUCCUAUGAAGCAAAUGCAAGUAACUCCUGUCAUUCCCAUGCCUGGUGGGGGAUCUAUUGUGUCAGCAGGUGCACCACAAAAUGCAACCAACAUUAGUGGACAAUCAAGCCAAAGCGCCAGUUCAAGUAACAAUAGCACACCAGUGCCUGGUUCCAAUGCACCAAAGCCAGUAUCAUGGGCAGCUAUUGCAUCAAAACCUGCAAAACCGCAACCUAAACCGAAAGCUAAAUCGAUGGUUGGGCCAGGACUACCACCACCUAUUAAGCAUAACAUGGAUAUUGGAACUUGGGACUCUCAGACUCCAGCUAAAGGACCAGCGAAAGGUCAAAUGCCAGGUCAACCAGGUGCCCCGCAGAGAUGGUCGGCUCCACGGCAGGGACCUGCAGAUGGUUCAGUUUCAUCGAAUCACCAUUCUGCAAAUGCUGGAAACACAAACACUAAUUUCCACUACAACAAUGCACAAACUAAAGAAGAAUCAGGAAAUGAGGUGUUGGAAAAAUUAAAAGCUGAAAAUGACUACAACCCAAAACGGUUGACCAUCGACGUUCGGAAUGCAAGAUUUUUUGUAAUUAAAUCGUAUUCUGAAGAUGAUAUUCAUCGUUCUAUCAAAUACAACAUUUGGUGCUCCACUGACCAUGGCAACAAACGAUUGGAUGCAGCGUUUCGUGAACAGCAAGGACAUGGCCCGGUUAUUUUACUCUACUCUGUAAACGGUUCUGGUCAUUUCUGUGGCGUUGCAGAAAUGCUCACUCAGAUUGACUACAGCAAGCGUGCUGGUGUUUGGGCUCAGGAUAAGUGGAAAGGAAAGUUUCAGGUGAAAUGGAUUUAUGCGAAGGACGUUCCUAACAGCCAGCUUCGUCAUAUUCGUCUUGAAAAUAAUGAGAAUAAACCGGUGACAAACUCACGUGACACUCAGGAGGUUCCUGCAGAGAAAGGAAGACAAGUUCUUAAAAUCAUUAGUAGCUAUAAACAUCAAACAAGUAUAUUUGAUGACUUUUCACAUUACGAACGCCGUCAAGUGGAAGAAGAAGGUCUUCGUCAAAAACGUAAUGAACUGAGAUCUCGGGACAAUCACAAAGAAAAACAAUCAGCUCAUCCAGACCAAGCGUCGCCAAAAAAUUAAUCAAUUAGUUUUGUUAGUAUGCCUAAUUUAGUUUGUCACCACUGCUUAGCUGGAAACUUAAUUUGUUUGUAUAAUAUGAAGUGAUUGUAUUCUUUAUUUCAUUAUGGCGUCUCGGUUUGGGCUGUUGUUGUGGAAAUUUCAAACGUUGUGGUGGAAAAUGUAAAUUCUUUGCAUGGUCAUUUUACCUUAAAAAGAACACAAUUAUUGGUUAGUAGGGACUAAGGGUUACUAACUAUGCGAUGCCAGACCGUCCUACUACAAAUAUAAAAUAAUAAGAAUGAACCACACCACAGAUAAUCAUGAUCAUUUGUGCCUCAUAACAAAGUUAUUCAGUGCCACCACAAUAAUACCAUCAUUCGUAAUCCAUGCAUAGUAGCGUAAGAUCUCAUUAGUUUGAAUAUUCGUUGUAAAAUAUUUAUUGUUUUCUUGGUAUCUGUAAUAAUGAUGAGUGUCAAAUCCUUGUUCCAACAUACAAGGCAAUCACUUGACCUUCAUCUUCAUUGAAAAUUAUUGGAACUAUGCUAAUAAUUAUGUAAUGAAGUUACUUGCAAAUUAUUAUGUAAAUAUAAUCUUGGGCUUCGUUAUCAUCACAGCACGAUGUGUGCAACCGCUGAAGUUUUCAGUGUUUUAUUUCGUAGGUUGUUCUGUUCGUGUGUAUUGGUUCCACUAAAUUUCUAUCGUAUAACGAAAUUAACAUAAUAUAAAUUCUUGUGUGGUGA
Messenger RNA from Ciona intestinalis (vase tunicate), 2715 nucleotides. RefSeq names its product YTH domain-containing family protein 3. Gene Ontology annotation, molecular function: N6-methyladenosine-containing RNA reader activity; mRNA binding. The record is from RefSeq and is a predicted model, not a curated record. Lineage: Eukaryota; Metazoa; Chordata; Ascidiacea; Phlebobranchia; Cionidae. Gene Ontology annotation, cellular component: cytoplasm. Gene Ontology annotation, biological process: mRNA destabilization.